CUUCCCCCUCACCCCAUGCUACCAUCACAUCCCAUCCCACCACCAUCCACCAUCCACCAUCCCAUCCCACACCCCCCAACCCCGUACCCGAAAUUUAAAAAAUAGCUCUGCAUUUACCACAAUUAGCACGAUUACCACAAUUAGCACCAUCAGAGGCGAGUACCGUAUUAAAAAAGCUUCCACCCACUCCAAUUGCUCAAAAUCACCCCUCCACCUCCACCCCCCCCCCAACACCAACCCACUUUCAGCCACUCACACCACAAUAAACCCCCCUCUUCACCGUUCUGUGUGCGUCUAUUCGCAAUUCCCACCAAAACCCACAUUUCACACCACUUCCUGUCCUUGCUCCCUCCUUCCCACUACUCUACUCUCCCUCUCCUCCUUUCUACUCCUACAUCUGGCCCGCAUAUAUAUACACAAUAUCCUCACUUCUCAUCUACGACUCGACUCUCCUUGUACAUCUCCGCGCCAGCUAUCAUCAUGCCUAGCCCACCUACAUACUCCAGGACUGCCUCCUCUGCCGCGGGCGAGAACCCUUUCCUUGAGGACCUCCCCGUCUGGAAGAGAGCGCCUGUUCUCAUCGGUUCGACCAAGUUCGAGCCGCUCCCAGAUGUCAAGAACAUCAUGAUCACUGGUGGCGCUGGCUUCAUCGCAUGCUGGUUGGUACGACACUUGACCCUCACAUACCCCGACGCAUACAACAUUGUCUCCUUCGACAAGCUCGACUACUGCGCAUCGCUCAACAACACCCGCGCCCUCAAUGACAAGAGGAACUUCUCCUUCUACCAGGGCGACAUCACCAACCCCUCCGAGGUGAUGGACUGCCUCGAGCGCCACAACAUCGACACCAUCUUCCACUUCGCCGCGCAGUCGCACGUCGACCUGAGCUUCGGUAACUCGUACGGGUUCACCCACACCAACGUCUACGGCACCCACGUGCUGCUCGAGUCCGCCAAGAAGGUCGGCAUCAAGCGCUUCAUCCACAUCUCCACCGAUGAGGUCUACGGUGAGGUUGAGGACGAGGAUGAUGACCUCCUCGAGACCAGCAUCCUCGCCCCCACCAACCCCUACGCCGCCUCCAAGGCCGCCGCAGAGAUGUUGGUGCACUCUUACCAGAAGAGCUUCAAGCUCCCCGUCAUCAUCGUCCGCAGCAACAACGUCUACGGCCCCCACCAGUUCCCCGAGAAGGUCAUCCCCAAAUUCACCUGCCUCCUGAACCGCGGCGAGCCCGUCGUCCUCCACGGCGACGGUUCCCCAACCCGCCGCUACCUCUUCGCCGGCGACGCCGCCGACGCCUUUGACACCAUCCUCCACAAGGGCCACAUCGGGCAGAUCUACAACGUCGGCUCCUACGACGAGAUCUCCAACCUGUCCCUCUGCUCCAAGCUCCUCGCCUACCUCGAGAUCCCGCACAAGACCCAGGAGGAGCUGCACACCUGGAUCAAGCACACUCACGACCGUCCCUUCAACGAUCGCCGCUACGCCGUCGAUGGGACCAAGCUGCGUAACCUCGGAUGGGACCAGAAGACCUCGUUCGAGAAGGGAGUUGGGAUUACUGUGCAGUGGUACAAGGCUUUCGGUGAGGAGUGGUGGGGUGAUAUCACUAAGGUCCUUACUCCGUUCCCGGAGGUCGAGAACAAGAAGGUCAUUGCUGCGAGGGAUGUGGUGGUGGAUAACAUUGAGGGAGAUAUGGUCGUUGAUAAGAACGAUGAUAUGACCCUCAAGCAGGUCAACGGCGCAAAGGCCUAGAUUUUUUAAAAUAAUCUAGACCACCCACCCCCUCCCUUGGGCGGGCGGCUCCGCGGUCUUUCUCGCGGUCUAUGCAGUUUGCUUUUAUUCUGGGAGCGGGAUCUGCGAAGACGGGGAUGCUUGCGGUGCGGGCGCGUUGUGUGUGCAUUUUGUUUGUGAAAGCGAUGGGAGAGAAGCAUAGAUAGUUGGUCUUUUUAUGUCCCCCCCUUACCUUGGCACGCCCACAUGCGAGAGAGAUUAGACCGAGAGAAGGGUUGAGAUGGAGAGACAGGAUAAAAAAGGGGACCCCUUAUUUUACAGAUUGUGGGAAAGGAAUAAAAAAACAUAGAAUCUUUGAUUUUGUUUUGCGAAGGGGGGAUUUGGGGAUUUGUUGUUGUCAGAUCUGCGACGUCGCCUUCAGUUUAAUUUUUAACGUUUUUUUGAUGCCUUUCUUGCCCUGUUUGAUGUUCUGGUUUUGAGUCGUCUCCCCGUGCCUCUUGUCCAUUUAAAAUAGUAGUAGAACUGGACUUGGGAGCUUCGCCUGUUUGGAUUUUUAUUUGGUCUUUGCAUGGCAAGCUCGAGAGUGAGCGGGCAACAAUACAUGAGUUUAUUUUGGAAAUGGCUCAUUCAAGCUGAUGGGUUUGACGAGUUUAAUGUGAUAUCGUUGAAUAGUUCUGUGAAGUGGAUUUUAAGUGAUGAUGUGAGAGUGAUGCAGCAAAUAGCUUCGUUUCCUUAUAUAUGACAGGUCAUACCCCGUUACACAGCAGAUAACCAUAACCACAG
This is a messenger RNA of Pseudogymnoascus verrucosus, 2511 nucleotides long. RefSeq lists its product as uncharacterized. The transcript is spliced from 4 exons. Gene Ontology annotation, molecular function: dTDP-glucose 4,6-dehydratase activity. NCBI's taxonomy places the organism in Eukaryota, Fungi, Ascomycota, Leotiomycetes, Thelebolales, Thelebolaceae. Bases 481 to 1749 code for a protein of 422 amino acids. Gene Ontology annotation, biological process: nucleotide-sugar metabolic process. The record is from RefSeq and is a predicted model, not a curated record.